AUGUCAAUUUUUAAGUCAGAUGAAGCGAUUAGACGACUGACGAACGAUGAAUAUCCUUUGUUAGUCCAACUCAGUUGGAUUAAAUUAGGUCGAGAAGGAACGUUUGUUUUAAAGCUGGAACCUAACAGUGGACAUAUUCAGAAAAAUGUUUCAGAAAUUCAAAAUGGAACAAAUUUACUUAAUGAUCCAAAUAAUAAUAGUAAUGUUUGUGGAUCAGUAAUCAACUCUAAAACUCGUCUAUUUCCACGUCUCUGGUCUUUUCGACGUGAAAAGAUCACUUCACCUAUGACUGUAAAAACGGAUGAAAGACGUAAACAACCAUUAGGUUGUGCAGCAGGUGUAGGAUUGUCGAAAACUUCUCGUUCCAUUUUUAAUACUGAAAAUUCAUUGAUAUGUUUACUAGGAUCAAUUAAACAUCAUGGAAGUGGCGAUAAUAUUAUCCAUCGUAAUAAUAACAAUAAAAAUUCAAUUUCACCGAAUCCUGACACUCUACCAAAUUCAUCAUUUACACGUACAAUAUCGGAUCCGGAGACAGCGAUGCAACAAAAACGUCAACGUACAUUAGAAGCUAAAUUUAUGCAAAUGUUACAUCAUGAUAAUAUUGGAUCAGGUACGUUUGAGAAGUAG
Schistosoma rodhaini is the source of this 627-nucleotide messenger RNA. The record is from the annotation of a GenBank genome assembly. Lineage: Eukaryota; Metazoa; Platyhelminthes; Trematoda; Strigeidida; Schistosomatidae.